Chara braunii is the source of this 1769-nucleotide messenger RNA. NCBI's taxonomy places the organism in Eukaryota, Viridiplantae, Streptophyta, Charophyceae, Charales, Characeae. The record is from the annotation of a GenBank genome assembly.
UAGUACUAAUCACGGCGCAAACAAGGAGAGUAUGGGGUUGGUUAAGGCAACCACCUCCUCCUCCUCUCCCCUCAGCAGGGGGAAAGAGGGCGUCUCUGGUGUUUCGCUGAGGCUCGGCCUGGCAGUCCUGUUGCUCUGCAUUGCGGCAGACAGCUGUGCGGCUUCGGCUCAACCCCCGCCAGACGAGAGCAACGGCGUGAAGGAGGGUCGGGACAAGUUUUACUGCUUCCGCGGCUUCAAGAGAUGCAUGAGCGGCAUCGAGCAGUGCAUCAAGCCAGAGCAGGAGUGCAAUGGUGUCAAGGACUGCGCGGAUGGGUCGGACGAGGGCCACCACUGCAAGUCCUUCGAUUGUGUAGCUGUGGGCCGGGACAGCUGUCCCAGUCGACGGAUGUGUAUGAACGUAACCACAGGCUAUGAUUACCAGUGGUAUGACUACACGCAGCACCUGUGCGACGGCGUGAAGGACUGCGCGGACGGGUCCGACGAAGACCCCACCUUCUGCGCUUCGUACGACUGCAACACGAACGUGCCGCAGCAGGAUUUUCUUCCGCCGCCACAGCACAGGCGGAGGUGUCCCGGCGGAAAGGGCGGGUGUGUGACUGAGGCGCAGCUGUGCGACGGAGUUGUCGAUUGCGUUGGCGACGGCGGAAGCGAUGAGCGCGACAAGUACUGCAAGAAGCGCGGAUGCUCCCCUUCUAUUCGCUGCAGCUUGUUUCAAUGCGAAAGCGGCAGGUGCAUCAGUGGCGAGCGUAUGUGCGACGGUAAGAAGGAUUGCCCCGGCGGCGAUGACGAGGGGGAGUUCUGCGAGAAGAUGGACUGUCCGUGCGGUCGAGUCAAAUGCGCAGGCGGGAGUAACCGCACCUGCAUCCUGUCGAGUCAGAUGUGCGACGGAGUGGAAGAUUGCCCAGGGGGAACGGACGAAAAGCGGUGCGACGAGUCUGCNGGGAGUAACCGCACCUGCAUCCUGUCGAGUCAGAUGUGCGACGGAGUGGAAGAUUGCCCAGGGGGAACGGACGAAAAGCGGUGCGACGAGUCUGCCUGCAUAGAGUAUGGCUAUUCCCUGUGUCCGAGCGGCAAGGAGUGCGCUUGGUUCACAAGGUGCGACGGCGUGAAGCAGUGCAGGGACGGCUCCGACGAGGAUCCCACUCUCUGUCGCACAUACAAUUGCUCCGACGGUGAAGUUAAGUGCAAGGACGGGGUCACUUGCAUCAGCCGAACGUCUCUCUGCGAUGGAGUGAAGAACUGCCCUGACAAGUCGGACGAGGACCCUGUCUUCUGUCGCACACGGCACAACUGCUCCUUGGCUUCUCCUUUUGCAUUGUAUCCUUACGUGAACUGCCCAGGAUCAGCCUACGUCUGGUGCACCACCGUCAGCCAGCUCUGCAACGGAGAUCAGGGAGACUGCUACGAGGGCGAAGAGGAAAAGCCGGAGUUUUGCACAUCGGAGAAAACACGCAAUCUGCUGGCCGCAAGCGGGCGCAUCACUUGCCGAAGUGAUAUGACACAGUUUAUCUCUGGAUAUUAUUGCGACGGGGUGCAGCAAUGUGAAGACGGGAGUGACGAGAGGCAUGGGUUCUGCAAGCGGUACAAAUGCCCCGAAGGCAGUGUCAAGUGCUACGGCAAGUGGUGUGUCACCGGAGGCCGCUGCGACGGCAAACGCGACUGCCCCGAUGGCUCAGACGAGAAAGGCUGCAACACCUAGGUGAGUGACGCAAGGAAAUCGAACAGCAGCUACGUACGACAAAGCAACGGCGACAGAGCAAGCCGGA